AUGGCUGCUCAAUUGGUGGGUGGAGCUCUUCUCUCUGCUACCCUUCAGGUGUUGUUUGAUAGGCUGGCUUCUCGUGAGGUGGUGGACUGUUUUCGAGGAAACAAACUUAGUGAUGAGCUCAUAAACAGUUUGAAGAUUGUGCUAUUAGCUAUUAAUGCUGUGCUUGAUGAUGCAGAGGAGAAGCAAAUCACAAACCCAAACAUCAAGCAGUGGCUGGAUGAGCUGCUUCCUAUGAAGCAGACGAUCUCUUGGAUGAGAUUGCAACUCAUGCUUUGCAAUCCAAGUUGGAAGCUUCAGGUUCAAGAAAUUCCAAAAGAAGGUGUCGGUGAAAAACCAUCACCAAGACCACCAACAACAUCUUUGAUAGAAGAAUCAGAGUUCUAUGGCAGAGAUGGGGAUAAGGAAGCCAUAAUUAAGUUGUUGGUUAAAGAUGAUUAUAAGGGUAGCAAUAAGGUGUGUGUGAUUCCAAUAGUAGGCAUGGGUGGUAUUGGCGAAACCACCCUUGCUCAAUCAGUAUACAACAAUCACAAAGUUCAGAGGCACUUUAACCUCAGGUCUUGGGUUUAUGUUUCUGAGGAGUUUGACAUUUUCAAGGAUGAAAGAAAUUUGGAUUUGCUUCAGACUGAGUUGAAAGAGAGGCUAAUGGGAAUGAAAUUCUUAAAUGUUUUAGAUGAUGUUUGGAAUGAGGAUUAUGUUGAUUGGAAGAACAUGAGUGUGCCUUUCAAAUAUAGGGCUCGAGGAGUAAGAUUACUGCAACAACGCGCAGUGAAAAUGUUGCAAAAAUCAUGA
Molecule: messenger RNA, 789 nt
Organism: Ziziphus jujuba (common jujube)
Lineage: Eukaryota; Viridiplantae; Streptophyta; Magnoliopsida; Rosales; Rhamnaceae
Product: putative disease resistance RPP13-like protein 1
Exons: 3
Coding region: 1-789 (262 amino acids)
Biological process (GO): defense response to other organism
Molecular function (GO): ADP binding
Source: RefSeq, a predicted model, not a curated record